AUGAGUCGUCUUUACACUACAAGGAGGGAUGGUUUCUUCAAGACUCAGAUUGGAGACCCUUCAUCUUUUAAUGGACCUGCAGGGCGUGCCCUUGAAGUUGCUCCUGUGUUGAACAGAAAGGAAGAUAUUCAAAUUGGUGGUAACCUGGCUGAGCUACCUGCUCAUAGUUUAGCAAAAACAGUUGCUCCUAGCUCCUCCACUCAAAUUGGAUUUAUAAAUUUGCCUAACCAACUACACAGAAAGGCUGUUCGUCGAGGCUUUGAAUUUAAUAUAAUGAUUGUUGGUGCUUCGGGUCUCGGCAAAUCAACAUUUAUGAAUGCCCUAUUCCUCUCUGAUAUUUAUAAUGCAGAAAACUUGGGACCAUCUAAGCGCUACAGAGCUUCUAAAGCACCGUCCAAUCCUAACUCAUCUCGCCCGGUUGAUGCAUUCACAUUUCAACUUCGCGAAAAUAGCGUACGACUUAGAUUAACCGUCCUUGAUGCUCCUGGCUUUGGUGAAGCCCUUGAUAAUUCCACAUGUUGGCAACCCCUAGUUGACGCCAUAGAUGACAGAUUCGAAGCCUAUAUGAGCGCAGAGAGUCGAGUAUCGCGAACCACCGUCGGCUCUGGUUCAUACGGACUUUCUCCCCAACUACCU
Molecule: messenger RNA, 636 nt
Organism: Protopolystoma xenopodis
Lineage: Eukaryota; Metazoa; Platyhelminthes; Monogenea; Polystomatidea; Polystomatidae
Source: the annotation of a GenBank genome assembly